AUGGAAAGUACGCUCCAGGUGUCUGGCAGUAGCGGUGUAAAGCGUCACCGGGACGACUCGGACGACAACGUUACGCCCAAGUCACCACGUCUUUCUUGUCCUGAUCUUCCCAUCGUUAAGUCAUCAGGACAGCCGAAGACCUUCCGGGUUCGACACGUUCCUUAUUGGUGCAUGAAGGAAGCAGUUCUACACGACGUCCUCAGCCGUGUACUACAUCUCAAUUGCUCCAAUCUUCUUCACAUUGCGUCUAUCGCAUCGAAUCCGAUUAGUCCCGAGGAGCUUGUUGCUACAAUAUCCUUCCAAAAGAUCCCAGAGCUUCUUUCCGUGGCAGCCAGCCAAGGUCAGAAGGGGAACGAAUGGAGAAUUGAGCGGACCGAGGUUGCCUGGGAUGGUAAUGUCAAUCUUACUUUCGACACUCAUUUCCUGGACAUCACCCCUUAUCACAACCGAGAGGACUCAAGUUAUUCGAUUGACGUUAUCGCCCUUUCUGGCCUCAAUGGCCAUGCCUUUGGGUCCUUCAAAGAGCGGAAUGGCUCAUUCAUGUGGAUUAGAGACGCUCUGCCAGUGGACCUUCCCCGUGCGCGUAUAUUCACGUACGGGUACGACACUUCUAUUCUGGAUAGUCAAUCUUUCCAGUCUAUCUCUCACCUCGGUAUGAAGUUUCGAGAAGCGUUGCGCUGUAUCAGGAAUAGUCCGCGGAAUUCUAGCCUAGAGCGGCCUUUGGUGCUCGUUUGUCACAGCUUGGGUGGUCUUGUUGCGAAAGAGGCCAUAAUCCAAAUGGCAGAUAAAAACGCACAUGGAUUCGACAUUACAAAUUUGCGAUCCAUCGUCGGGGUCCUUCUUUUUGGGGUUCCCAGAAAAGGAAUGGCUAUUGAAUCCUUACUGCCCAUGGCCAAACACAACCCCAAUGAGGCAUUACUUCGUACGCUUGAGGAAAAUUCUGAAGUACUUCGAUGCCAGAGCGAGCAAUUUCCGUUUGCAUUUCCUUGGACUGAUUCAAAAGUGUACUCAUUUUUCGAGACAAUGCGGUCACCCACCGCAAAAAAGAGCGAUGGAAAGUGGGCCAUGAAGGGGCCUCCUGCCGUCUUAGUCUGCACAGAGUCAGCUAUUCAUGGCCGAUUCCCGGCAGAGAAAAAAGAACCCUUCAUCUACGCCAUCAAUCAGAGCCAUUCCGCAAUUGUCAAGUUCACCAGUCGAGACAGCAUCGACUACCAAGCAGUUUUGAGUAGACUGCGGGAGCUUGAUCACGAGGCGCAGACCAUUGUACACGCCCGACACAAUGCAGCUACACCUGAUCUUGCCAAUAACACAGAACGUCCUUAUCAACAUCAAGCGUGUUUGGAAUCGCUUGCUUUCGCAGAACAGCUGCAGCGCCAGGAUGAAGUCCUGACUGCAAAGCUCAACGGCACAUGCAGAUGGCUUCUCACUCACCACGACUAUCUGGAGUGGCUUGCAAAGCGCCAAGGGUUGCUCUGGAUCCAGGGAAACCCUGGUGUUGGCAAGUCGACGGCCAUGAAGUUCAUUGUUGAUGACGUCAAAGCGAGAUCGCGAGUCACCUCACAUCUCGUCAUAUCUUUCUUUUUCCAUGGCCGCGGAGCUUCAAUUCAGAAAUCAGUAAUCGGCUUGUACCGGUCUUUAUUGAAUCAGCUGCUUGCAAAGGCACCGGGUCUUCUUUCCGAACUCACAAAAACGUUCCAAGAACGAUGCGAUCAAAUGGGAAGACCGGGCAAAGACUGGAACUGGGGUGAAGGAGAGCUCCACCAAUUCAUCAAGGAGAAGCUUCCAAAGCUGUCACGAGAACGGCCGAUCACUGUCUGCGUGGAUGCGUUGGACGAGUGCGGGAAAGAAGCAGCAAUUCGACUUGUCGCCUACGCAAAAGACCUCCUUGCACAAGCCAGCAGCGUCGGCGGCAGUCUCAAAAUCUGCUUCGCAUGUAGACGUUAUCCAAGGCUCAAUCUGUGCACCAACUUCACAAUCUGGGUUGAAGAAGAGAAUUCUCUCGACAUCCACUCUGUAGUGUCAACGCAUCUGCCAGAGGACCUCUCUACCGAAGCAAAAGAUGAGCUCGUUGAGAAAAUCUCUCAGAAAGCGCGCGGGGUUUUUCAAUGGGCAGUGUUGGUUGCAUCACAAGUCAUGCAACUGCAUAUGGGCGGAGAACGGGUUCAGGUCAUAAAGAGACGCAUCGACGAAAUACCGCCAGAGCUGCAUCAGCUGUAUGGUAAGCUCCUGAGCACCUUCUCCUCGGCCGAGGAUCGCGCACAUACUCUGAAGCUCUUUCAAUGGCUUUGCUUCUCACGCAACCCUUUGUCAGCACAUCAACUGCAGCAUGCAUUAGCGAUAGAUGCAGCAAUGCCCCACAAAUCCGUUGCCGAAUAUCAGAAUGGAGAUCAAUUUGCGGAUGACGCACGACAACUGGAGGUCAAGGUAAUCAAUUUUUCGAGAGGACUCGCACAGAUCAUCAACAACCGAGCGCAGUUUAUUCAUGAGUCGGUCACCGACUACCUACUCGAAGAUGGUUUUCGGAAGCUCCAGAGUGGGCUACCAAGAUACGAAGGAUCUUCUGACAGACAUAUCAGAGGUCACGGACAUUUCGAUAUAUCUCGGUCCUGUAUCAGGUACCUUAAACUGCAGGAGAUCAUGGCAUAUCCGUAUCCUGAUUUCCCACGGCAACAAUCGCGAGAGGAAGGCUUCCAAGCCGAACAAGACUUGGAGACAAGAUUUCCGCUUUUACGCUACGCCAUUUUUUCUUUGCCAUGGCACAUUGCACAGGUCGAGGCCAGUGGACUUGCUCAGGUUGACCUUCUCCAGGACUUUUGCUGGCCUAACGACGGAGAGAUGGUUGAGAAACUGGCCCAAAUGGCUGAUGUGAUCGACUUCCUGAACAACGAAUGGCGGUUUGAUUGGCCUGUCGAGGGCUCGAGGCUGAUACAUUUGAUCUGCGAAAUUGGCAUCACAAGCGCAUUCAAUGCCAUUCUCAACUCGCCGGAAGUUGCAACAGACGAAACUCCUUGA
Molecule: messenger RNA, 3012 nt
Organism: Diplodia corticola
Lineage: Eukaryota; Fungi; Ascomycota; Dothideomycetes; Botryosphaeriales; Botryosphaeriaceae
Product: ankyrin repeat protein
Exons: 7
Coding region: 1-3012 (1003 amino acids)
Source: RefSeq, a predicted model, not a curated record